This is a messenger RNA of Westerdykella ornata, 2894 nucleotides long. RefSeq lists its product as uncharacterized. The transcript is spliced from 2 exons. Lineage: Eukaryota; Fungi; Ascomycota; Dothideomycetes; Pleosporales; Sporormiaceae. Bases 455 to 2623 code for a protein of 722 amino acids. The record is from RefSeq and is a predicted model, not a curated record.
CUCUCCUUCACUCGGAUGUGCACCGACCCAAAAGUCCAGUUAAGCGCCCACUGCUCACCGCAGCGGCUGUGCCCCAUGGAUGCAGGCUUCAAACUCGGACAGCCUCACCAGGCGCCGGUCACUGGAGCCGAAAGGCUGGAGAUCGAAUUGAUUGAAGGAGAUCCUCGUUUCACACAGCCCCGUGGUCCUUCGUUUUUCGCAUGUCUGGUCUCACACAGGACGGCUGUGUCGAUGUCUAAAUCCUUCUCGAGACAUGUUUGCUCGCGUUUUCGCAGUUUGCCACGGGCGCACGCGUGUUUCAUCCACAUGAUCGCUACUAUUAAGCAGUGCAUGUCGCUUUAAAAGAGUCCCGCCUUGAGGUGUACUGGAUACAACAUAGCGGUUUCCCAGUCUGUUGUGUUUUGCUCGCACUCUAUCCUCAACUCCGAGUUUGGUUCUCAGUGUCGUAUCGUUAAUGGACCCUUUCACUAUCGCUCUCGGUGCCACACAGUUCGUCGGCUUGGCAGGCCAACUGGUUGAAUCAGUUGUAUCGUUACGUCGAAAACUUGUGAAUAUCAAGAAUGCGCCCAAAUUGAUUCGACGCAUCCAUGAAGAGCUCCGGAUACUUCAGCAUGUUGGAGCUCGAGUGGCUCAAAUCGAGAACGUUAUCCCCGACGAUGAGAAGCCCACUUUCGUGCGAAUCUGUGACGAUCUGGGAGAACAUAUUUAUGAACUCUACAAGACUCUCACGAAAGUCGAGUUACAAGAAGGUGACCGGGGUGCAAAGCGGUUUUGGCAUUCCUUCCUUGCUGAUGGCAAGCGGCCUCAGCUUGAGGAGGAACUUUGCGUUCUUCAAAGGACGAACACCGCUCUUGCAGCCUUCUUAGACAGCGUCAUUAUUCGGAUAGCAAGUGCAACCCAUGAUCAUCUCACGGCCCAUACUGCAGUAGUGACACCCGCCAUAGAACGUAUCGAGACACACUUGUCGGCCAUUUCGGAGACUUCGGAGAACAUUUUUACGCAGACAGUCGAGAUUCGAAAAGACCUCCAGGAAAGAUCGGCUACGAUCAUUAGUCACAUAGAUCAUGCCGUACAAUCUAUAGGCGCCGACAUUCCAAAGUUGAUCAAAGGAAGUCUCCAGCAAUGCUUAGAGGAAUAUCGGGGCCAAUUCACAGCCGUAGCGGGCAAAGACACUUUCCUUGUUGGAGGAUGCGAUACACAGAAAAAGAACACGAGAAUGGUACGCUCACUCGGGCGGAAACACACGGUAAUGAAAAGGUUCCCCCUUCCCAUCGGGUUUAUACAGACAAAAGUUGCACGCUCAGGGGUUGGUGAAGAUGCAGGUUUACUCUAUAUUGAGAUCAGUCUCAUUCCGUUCAAAUGGCUCUCCUCUCAAGGAAGAGUGAUGCGGAUGGAUAAGACGAUGACUGAUUUAUACGCCACCUCGUGGGACCUUUGCCUCCGAUCAUACAACAUCGUCCGCGAUGAUGCCAUGAUCCUCAGAGCAUGCCGUGCUCGGGAUCUACCAGCUAUUCAGAAGCUGUUUCAAUACGGCCAAGCAUCCCCUUUCGAUGUUGAUUGCGAUGGUCGAGCGUUGCUGUCCUAUGUCUGGAACAGCCGUCUCGUGCACGAAGACUUUGGUGCUGAGGAAGCCUGCCAAGUCCAACAAACUAUACAGUUCUUGAUAACCCAAGGCGCGGAUCCUACUACGUACGUUCAAGAAUUCUUGGAGUCAUAUCGAUCGUGGACCGGUUUUCUGUGGGCAUACGGUUGCUAUUUCCUCGAUGGCGACCCGGAUUCAGGCACAGCGGCUACUUUGAAGUCAUUGGACGAUACUCUUCGUAUGUGUUUGGAGAACAGCCGAACGGAUCCGUUUGAGGAUGGCGAAGGUCUUCUUAGCCUCUGGAAGGCCUCUUUGGGCGGAUAUAGCCUGCCUGCUCUGGACUCUUCCUACCUGUUCCGGGAAGACCUAGCCGGCUUGGACGAGCUCGUGUUCGAGAACCCUGAUCAGGUGUUCUACGAUAUCGUUGGAGGGCUGAGGGUAAUGAACUCCAACAAGGUCUACCAGGAGUAUCUUGACCAGAAUUACGAUACUUUGGUCUAUCUUUGCAGAGGCGGUCCUCAAAGCAUCAAGAGCAAGGUAUUCUCCAGGGACAUGGACAGAAAUGGACCUUUGCUGGAUAGCCGUUGGACCUGCUUUUGUCCAGUGGGCUCAAGCCAUCUACUGUUCCAAGCCCUCCAUGAACGCCGUCUCGCUCCGUAUUUCAAGCAGGCGAAAGCGAGGAUAAUUAGAAAGCACGUGCACCGCGUUCUUGUCCAACUUUUAUCCAGCGGCGAGGAUCCAAGAGCGCGUUGCGACUGUAAGACUUCGUGGCAAUCUCCGUCAGGAUUUCGAAGUGCGACAGACCUCGCAGGUGAGGAAGGCCUCCUUGACGUCUGGGAACGAGCUCUCCAAGAAUGCGGUCAUGAUGCGACUGAAAUUGUUGAUGAAUGGCGCUACGAACCAUUGCCGGACUUGCUACAAAUAGCUCAGGAUGAUACGUCCGACAUGGCUCAUGUCCAGUCGCAGAUGGCUCCUACGCCAGCUGCCCGAAUGAAACUUGUGGGCACUGCCCUUUACCACACCUUCUCUUCGAUCGUUUGAGGUAUUCCUGGCUCCCAGUUCCUGCGUUCACUUUGCCAUACUUCGACGACCGCGCUCUCUUCAUCAAAUUUCCCGGAGAGCAACAGUUCCGAACAUAGAUUUACGGACGUUUUCGUGAUCUUGAGUGAGAACCGUGGUUCUCAACUUGAUGCACGAAACAUCGGCAAUAGCGAACCAACUGAAUCUAGUAAAGGUUGCGUCACUUGGAACCAGUGCCUGCCGCCUGCCGCCGCCGUCAGGAGGGGGACCCCACUAUUUACCAUCUAUUCCC